Antechinus flavipes (yellow-footed antechinus) is the source of this 2488-nucleotide messenger RNA. It is a transcript of the gene ACAD8, whose product is annotated as acyl-CoA dehydrogenase family member 8. The coding region runs from base 89 to 1336 and encodes 415 amino acids. Lineage: Eukaryota; Metazoa; Chordata; Mammalia; Dasyuromorphia; Dasyuridae. Gene Ontology annotation, biological process: lipid metabolic process. The record is from RefSeq and is a predicted model, not a curated record. The transcript is spliced from 11 exons. Gene Ontology annotation, molecular function: acyl-CoA dehydrogenase activity; flavin adenine dinucleotide binding.
UUUCAGCCCAAGCUUUAGGCGCAGUCCGGUUCUGUAACCUGGCUCUUUGGCCGUCUCGUGACCGGAGCCAGCGAGCAGCGAGAAGGCCAUGCUGAGGCUCUGCGGGGGGCGCCUGGCCGCCCAGUUGAGCAGCCUACAUGGGUGUCUUCAUAAUCCAGCCUGGGGAAGCGUCCGGCGCAUCUCAUCUUGCAUUGAUCCUUCCUUGGGCCUUAAUGAUGUACAGAAGGAGUUCCAGAAAGUGGCCUUUGACUUUGCCGCCCGGGAGAUGGCCCCACAAAUGGCAGAAUGGGAUCAGAAGGAGGUUUUCCCAGUGGAGACCAUGAGGAAGGCGGCCCAGUUGGGCUUCGGGGCUGUCUACGUUCGCUCCGAUGUGGGAGGGUCGGAGCUGUCCCGGCUCGACGCCUCCAUCAUAUUCGAGGCCCUGGCCACAGGUUGCACCAGCACCACAGCCUACAUAAGCAUCCACAACAUGUGUGUCUGGAUGAUUGACUCCUUCGGAAAUGAAGAACAGAGGCACAAAUUCUGUCCGCCACUCUGCUCUAUGGAGAAGUUUGCUUCCUACUGUCUGACGGAGCCAGGAAGCGGGAGUGAUGCUGCGUCCCUUAUGACCUCAGCCAAACGCCAAGGGGAUCACUACAUCCUCAAUGGCUCCAAGGCUUUCAUCAGUGGGGGUGGUGAGUCAGAUAUCUAUGUGGUCAUGUGCCGGACUGGAGGACCAGGCCCCAAAGGGAUCUCCUGCCUGGUCAUUGAGAAGGGGACCCCAGGCCUCAGCUUUGGGAAGAAAGAGAAGAAGGUAGGGUGGAACUCCCAGCCAACAAGAGCUGUGAUUCUCGAAGACUGCGCUGUACCUGUGGCCAACAGGAUUGGAAACGAGGGACAAGGUUUCCUUAUUGCCAUGAAAGGACUGAAUGGAGGGAGGAUCAAUGUUGCUUCCUGCUCCCUUGGAGCCGCUCAUGCUUCAAUCAUGUUGGCCCGAGACCACCUCAAUGUACGUAAGCAGUUUGGAGAACCGCUGGCCAACAAUCAGUACUUGCAGUUCAAACUAGCCGACAUGGCCACGCGGCUGGUAGCUUCCCGGCUAAUGAUCCGCAGUGCGGCAGUGGCCUUGCAGGAGGAGCGGGAAGAUGCCGUGGCCCUCUGCUCCAUGGCCAAGCUUUUCACCACCGAUGAGUGCUUCGCAAUAUGCAACCAGGCCCUGCAGAUGCAUGGCGGCUAUGGCUACUUGAAGGAUUAUGCUGUGCAGCAGUACGUGCGGGACUCGAGGGUCCACCAGAUCCUGGAAGGUAGCAACGAAGUAAUGAGAAUGCUCAUAUCUCGGAACUUGCUUCAGGCGUAGCACCAGGUGGUUUUUUAGGCCCGGUUCCUGCUUGUUCUGUCUCCGCUCCAGUAAUGAUGUUGAAUUACAAGGGAACCCCUACACCAAGAAGCUGGACCCCCUAGAGCGGGACACUCACUCCUCCCCUCAACCAGGGCCUCUUUUCCAACAACAAAGCAUCCUGAGGAUUCAGGCAGGGGGAGGGCCUGUAGCUUGGAGUGGGGGAUUCACCAGAAGGAUUUGCUUUGUGGUGCUGUUGAAGACUCUUGGUGGCAGGGAUUAGCACUUAACUGGAGCCAAUGUACUCUACUAGUACCAAAUUGCCUUAAACUACCUACAUUUGACCUAUGUCCCGUGCACUUAACAGUUCCCCUUUCUAUAGCACUUUGAGGCACUUUCAGAGUGCCUCAGAAAUCAUACCUGGGUGGGUAGGACAAAUAUUUUCCCUGCUUAUAGAGAAGACGACUGAGGCUUAGAAUAAAGUGACUUGUCCAAGGUGACCCAAGCUGGAUGGAACUGGGAUCCAUAAAGACUGACUCCAAGACUGGCGCUCUUCUCACCAUACGGUUGGAGAUUACUCUUUUGGGAACCUGGAUGCUCCAUUAUGUGCAUUAGCUAAAUAGAGCAGAGACUGGAGGAAGAUGGAACCGAGGGGGAAUCCUGCGGUUUUUAAAAAAUGAAUCCGAUAGGCGUGCCUUGUACUGUGCUCUGAAACAACCCUUGAGGUGCACGACGCUAGCUCAUUUUAGAGCAAGACAGGCAGGUGGCCAAGUAGACAAGCUAGUUGUGUGUGACCCUAGACAAGUUGCUUAACUUCGGAUUGCCUUAAUCUCCUGGAGAAUGAAAUGGAAAACCAUUUCAGUAUUUUUGCCAAGAAAGCCCCACAGAGGGACACAAAAAGUUGGAUGUGACUGAACAACAGAUCAAUGUAUUUAUAUAGGUCAAGAGUGAAGAAAUCUUGCUCCUGAGCUAUGUCCAUUCUUAAAGCUUUCCCCACAGAUCAGGGGUGAUUGGCUGGAAACUUGAUUUGUUUCUCCUAGAAUCAUUAUCAAUAAAAACAUGCAGAUAAGAGUGGAUUUGGGGUUUUUAGAAUCCCUUCUCAUUCAAGACUGAGUAUUUUUCUCAUAUUGGGAAGGUUUUGACAUUCUAAAUAAAACAUUCUUGCAAAUCAAA